UUGUUAUCGCGGGUCCUACCGACACACAGCCCAGUAGUGGCCGGAAUAGAAAGGGUUGGCGGCAGGCGGUGCAAUAAUAUCAUUAUUAUCUCUGUAUUAGUAUUUUCGUGUUGCGAUUAGGUAUGUCAUACUAUACUGGAAUCGCAUAAUCAUAACAAUAUUAAAGAAGUUAUCGGUUUCGUUAUUCUGCAAGCGAUUUGGUCGUCGGUCAAAGCCGGGAGCGUGUCGGUUAACACCUACCAACGGGCCGCUUAAAAUGCUUGAACUCUGCAGCCGCUGUUAGGUGGUCACCGCGAAAUUCAUCAAAACAUGUCGAUGGAUGCAAAGAAUUCGUUGGACGACGAAGACAUGAAAGGUUGGCUUUUCAAGUGGACCAACUACAUAAAAGGCUAUCAAAAACGAUGGUUCGUCCUGUCCAAUGGAAUACUGUCCUACUACAGUACACAACAUACUAUAAUUGACAAAAUUGUACGAAGUCCAGCAGAGAGGACUCAAGCUGAGAUGUCUCAACUAUGUCGUGGCACAAUCAGAUUACACGGGGCAUCAAUACAGACAGAAGACUCCUGUACUAUAGUAAUAUCUAAUGGUGGUGCUCAAACAUUUCAUUUACGAGCAACAAAUGAAGUAGAACGACAACGAUGGGUUACUGCUUUAGAGUUAGCUAAAGUUUGUGAAAUUAAGCCAACAACAACAGAUGGCAGCAAAGAAAAUGAAUUAAAUGCAAAUCAGGAAGUGUCAUCAGUAGUAUCUUCAUUGAACAAAAAAUUAGCGGAGCUACGUUCUCAAAAUGAAAUAAUAUCAAAACAUAGUAAAGCUCUUCAACGUUGCCUAUCAGAAUUAGAGAAUUCAGAUUUGCCUCCUGAUGUCUCUACAAAAAUAAAAGCUUGGCUUGAACGUGCAAAUUUAUUUCGCAUCGCAUCUAUUGGCAUGGUCACUAAUUGCUCCGAGUACUUAGAUUUGGCCCAAAGUCAGGGUAACAAGUGGAAAAAGAUGUUGUAUAAUGAACGACGACAGCGACUUCAGCUAGUCGAAAUGGUUGACCAAAUUGCUAGAGAACAGACGGUCAUGGAGCAUGUAGCUAACAAUGACAAACAAGGAGAUUCAUCCGAUGAUGAUUCUUCGGACAAUUGCGAAUUUUUUGACGCUCAAGCUGGCGACUUAUUGGACGGGACCACAAAUAGUUUCCUAGUCAAUAGACAGUCUCCCAACGUCCAUCAACAUAAAUCUUUAACGCCCGGCACACCGGCUUUAGAUAAGUUGGAAACCGAAGAACUGGACUGUAGUGGAGGAUCCAGCAGUGAUAUCGACGAUGUGCCAGACUCUUCAGCCAUAUUGACGGCGGCGAUUUGCUCGUCAUCUGCUCUAAAAACGACUCGUGAUAAAAACAAUGAGCCUACCAGUAUGUUCCCUCAGUUGUCUGAAAACGCGAAAAAAAUGGUUGAAAGUGUUAACAAACAUCCGCUGAAACCGGGCGACAAACGAAGGUGCCGGGUUCCAGACAAACCAAAUCAUCAGCUGCACAUCUGGAGCAUUUUGAAAAACUGCAUAGGGAAAGAUCUGUCCAAAAUACCAAUGCCGGUAAAUUUUUCUGAACCGCUGUCGAUGCUUCAACGAAUUACGGAAGAUUUUGAAUACUCCAGCAUACUUGACACAGCUGCUCAAUGUAAAGAUCCAUUGGAACAGUUGGCUUACGUUGCCGCGUUUACAAUAUCCUCAUAUUCUACAACUGUGAACCGUACGAGCAAACCGUUUAACCCGUUAUUAGGCGAAACCUAUGAAUGUGAUAGGAUGGCAGAUCUAGGUUGGAAGGCAUUUAAUGAACAAGUUUCACAUCAUCCGCCAAUUUCAGCACAACACUGUUCGGGUAAAGAAUGGACGUGUUGGCAAGAAUUUUCCAUGUCUUCAAAAUUCCGUGGCAAGUACUUGCAGGCCAUCCCUGGUGGUAUUGCUCAUCUUGAGUUCUCAGCUUCUGGAAAUCAUUACACAUGGACCAAAGUCACAACUACCGUCCACAAUAUUAUAGUUGGAAAACUUUGGGUUGACCAAACUGGUGAAAUGACAAUAACUAAUCAUAAAGAUGGAUCUAGGUGUCGUUUAAGCUAUAUACCUUAUAGCUAUUUCACGAGAGAUCAACAGAGAAAAGUGAAAGGGUAUGUUGUGAACAAAGAUAACGAGGUAAAAUGGGUCGUGAAUGGUACAUGGGACAACAAAGUCGAAAUAGCUCCCGUAAUUAAGUAUGAAGGUCCCGUCGAUAGUCCGACCUGUCAAACUGGAAGUUAUAUGUUAGUUUGGCAAAGGAAAAUUCCUCCAGCUGAUUGUGAAAAAUAUUAUUAUUUUACCACAUUGGCUAGUCAAUUAAAUGAAAUGGAAGAAGGUAUAGCACCAACAGAUUCGAGAUACAGGUCUGAUCAACGGUUAAUGGAAUUCGGUCUGUGGGAUGAAGCUAAUAUAGAAAAACUUAGGCUAGAAGAAAAGCAGAGAAUUCGAAAUAGUAAGGCUCAUACUCUUAAUGAAACCACUAAGCAGUAUAAUGAUAAUGAAGACGACGAUGAAGACGCUGAUCAAGAAAAUGUUAAAAGUGUUGUUAAACCGGCGUGGUUCAAGCGAGAUUUGUGCAAAUGGACGAAAACACCAUGCUACAUAUUUACUAAUGAGUAUUGGGAGUGUAAACAGAAACAAGACUGGAGCAGAUGUCCAUCGUUAUUUUAAAGCAGCACUUGAUAAUUGUUGUUUUGUCUUUAUACAGUUUUGAUAAGUUUUUUAAUAGUAACAACGGUAAUAAAAUCAAACCACUGCUUAUAUACAGCCAUGUACAAUAUACAUAGUACAAUGUAUCA
Messenger RNA from Adelges cooleyi (spruce gall adelgid), 2837 nucleotides. It is a transcript of the gene Osbp, whose product is annotated as oxysterol-binding protein 1. Gene Ontology annotation, molecular function: sterol binding. Gene Ontology annotation, cellular component: intracellular membrane-bounded organelle; cytosol; membrane. The record is from RefSeq and is a predicted model, not a curated record. Bases 310 to 2709 code for a protein of 799 amino acids. NCBI's taxonomy places the organism in Eukaryota, Metazoa, Arthropoda, Insecta, Hemiptera, Adelgidae. The transcript has 14 exons.